This is a messenger RNA of Solanum tuberosum (potato), 566 nucleotides long. RefSeq names its product signal recognition particle 19 kDa protein-like. Gene Ontology annotation, cellular component: signal recognition particle, endoplasmic reticulum targeting. Gene Ontology annotation, molecular function: 7S RNA binding. The annotation marks the transcript as partial. NCBI's taxonomy places the organism in Eukaryota, Viridiplantae, Streptophyta, Magnoliopsida, Solanales, Solanaceae. The record is from RefSeq and is a predicted model, not a curated record. Gene Ontology annotation, biological process: SRP-dependent cotranslational protein targeting to membrane; SRP-dependent cotranslational protein targeting to membrane, signal sequence recognition. The transcript is spliced from 3 exons.
GAAGGAAGAAGAAUUUGUGUGACGAAAGCUUGUGAAAACCCUACUUGUACUGAGAUUAGUGAUUGCUGCAAUUUCCUCAAAAUUCCUUGUGCAAUUGAGCUUGAUAAGGCAUAUCCACGGGAUUUCAUGCAAAGAGGAAGAGUGAGAGUUUUGCUGAAGCGGGAAGAUGGAACCCCUUACAAUCCUGUCAUUCCUUCACGGAAACAGCUGAUGAUCAAUGUCGCAGAGUUGGUUCGAAGACAUCCUAAUAGGACUAAGAAGCAGGAGCCUGCAGCCUCUUCUGCAGCUGGUUCUUCAAAGUCUGGCAAGGGAGGUAGAAAGAAGAGAUAGUUUCAGGAGGCAACAUUUCAAUUUCUUCAAACUGUUUAGAGAUCUUAGAUCUAUUUAUCUCGGAAUAUUUUAGUCCUUUCUUUUUUACUUGAUUUGAGAGAUGCUGCAAAGAAGAGAGAGGUUGUAUGAGGUAUCGAAGAAUGUCCCAUAUUUGUAUCAUCGAUCUAGACAUUUUUGUUAUUUUUUCGGCCUAAACUUAGCUCUUGAUUGUUAAUAGUUGCUUCUGAUUACUUCUA